UUUUAUUCCACCAGGGGGAGCUGUAGAUUUCCCAGGGUGGUAGUUUCUGUAGCAGCAGACGGAAGUGAAGCCGCAGCGUAAACAUGGCUGACAGUGGAGACACAGAAUGCAAGGAUGGUAUUUCACGAGCCAAGACUGAAGGCAAAGAGCUGACCAAAGAGGAGAAACAGCGGCUGAGGAAAGAGAAGAAAAAUCAGAAGAAAAACAAAGAGAAGAAAGAAGAAAAGGCUUCUCAGGAAGGAGGGAAAGAAAAGAAGCAUGUCAGUUCAGAGUCUCCAGCCUCCCAACCCACAACACAACCCCCAACACAAAAAGCUCCUCCAGCAGUGCCUGCUCCAGUUCCUGUGCCUGCGUCAGAAAGCCCCGCCCCGGCAGACAAGCCCGCUAAGAGUAAAGCAGAGUUAAAAGCUGAGAGGAGAGCUCGGCAGGAGUCUGAGAGGGCGUCCAAACAGGGCAAGAAGGGAGAUGCCGGACCGCAGGCUGCUACGGGGAAACCUAAAGCCCCGCCCAGUGAGCUGCAGCCAGUGGUGAAGAGGCUUCCAGAACAUGUCCAGGCUGACAACCCCGAGGUUUUAAGGAAAGUGGCGAAGAAAUUGGAAAGACAACAGAUCCCUCUCCGGUUAGACUACGGCUACAAAGUCAGCCUGUUCUCUCACCUCCACCAGUACAGCCGCAAAGCUCCUCUCACGCAGCAGCUUGGCAUUCCCUCCACAGUGAUUCAUCCCGCUAUCGUGCAGCUGGGUCUCCAGUAUUCACAGGGAAUUGUUGCAGGGUCCAACGCUCGCUCUGUUGCCCUGCUUCAUGCCUUCAAACAGGUAAUAAGGGACUACACCACACCUCCAAAUGAAGAGCUGUCAAGAGACUUGGUCAACAAACUGAAACCUUACAUCAGUUUUUUGAACCAAUGUCGCCCUCUCUCAGCCAGCAUGGGUAAUGCAAUCAAAUACAUCAAGAAAGAGAUCUCUAAUAUUCCCAGUCAGUGCAAAGAAGAAGAGGCGAAAAGCAAACUGCAGGACUGUAUCGAGUGCUACAUUAAUGAGAAGAUCGUCCUUGCUGCUAAAGCGAUCGCCAAGUACUCCAUAGAAAAGAUCAGCAAUGGGGACGUCAUCCUCGUUUACGGAUGCUCGUCGCUGGUCAACCACAUCCUGUGCGAGGCCUUCGAGAAGGAGAGGAAGUUCCGCGUGAUCGUGGUGGACAGCAGACCUCGGCUGGAGGGCCGGGAGGCUCUGAGGCGUCUGGUCCAGAAAGGCAUCAGCUGCACCUACGUCCUUAUCUCAGCUGUGUCCUACAUCCUUCCAGAGGUAUCGAAGGUGUUCCUUGGUGCUCACGCUCUGCUGGCCAACGGAUACGUCAUGUCUCGUGUGGGGACGUCACAGAUCGCUCUCGUGGCCAAAGCCUUUAAUGUGCCUGUGCUGGUGUGUUGUGAGACUUACAAGUUUUGUGAGCGGGUGCAGACAGACUCCUUUGUGUCCAAUGAACUAGAUGAUCCCGACGACCUCAUUGUGACCCGGAAAGGGAAAACCCAGCUGGAGCACUGGCAGCAGGAGCCCUCUCUCGGCCUGCUGAACCUGGUGUACGACGUGACGCCGCCUGAUUUUGUGGACCUUGUCAUCACAGAUCUGGGGAUGAUCCCCUGCACUUCGGUCCCUGUGGUGCUGCGAGUCAAGAACGUGGACCAGUGAACGACCUCCCGCCUGAACCCGGAGACUGUUUUUGUGUUUCCACGGAGGAGAACGUGCGCUUCAAAAAUGCCCGCACACGACACAAAAUAAUCGUGCUUUUAGCAUGCAAUAAAUAUCUAUCUGAAAUGGCAUACGCUUUUUAAA
Notolabrus celidotus (New Zealand spotty) is the source of this 1826-nucleotide messenger RNA. It is a transcript of the gene eif2b4, whose product is annotated as eukaryotic translation initiation factor 2B, subunit 4 delta. Bases 84 to 1682 code for a protein of 532 amino acids. Lineage: Eukaryota; Metazoa; Chordata; Actinopteri; Labriformes; Labridae. The transcript has 13 exons. The record is from RefSeq and is a predicted model, not a curated record.